This is a messenger RNA of Equus quagga, 2923 nucleotides long. RefSeq names its product zinc finger protein 839 (gene ZNF839). The record is from RefSeq and is a predicted model, not a curated record. The transcript is spliced from 8 exons. Bases 25 to 2838 code for a protein of 937 amino acids. NCBI's taxonomy places the organism in Eukaryota, Metazoa, Chordata, Mammalia, Perissodactyla, Equidae.
GUUCGAGUCCCCGUCUCGGCCGCCAUGGCGGACGCGGAGCCGGAGGCUGAGGACGGCAGCGAGGGCGGCGGCGGCGGCCGGGCUCCCCCGGGCCAGAUCGGCAGCGCCGCGCGCGUGGCCCCGCUGGGCCCCGAGCAGCUGCGGCGGGUGCUGGAGCAGGUGACGAAGGCGCAGCCGCCCGCCGAGCCGCCGCCGCCCUUCGUGCUGCAGGACGCGGCGCGGCGGCUGCGGGACGCGGCCCAGCAGGCAGCCCUGCAACGGGGCCCCAGCGCCGGGCCCCCGCGCCCGCAGCGCCUGCUGCCGCCCAAGCAAUUAGAAGCCAUUUGUGUCAAGGUAACAUCUGGAGAAACAAAAGGUCAGGAAAGGCCGAUGCCCCCACUGGCCACCAUCCAGCCCAGGACAGCCAGGCUGAGCCAGCCACUCAGAAGGCACUCCAGCGUAUUGGGGCUCAGCAUCGCCAGUCCUCAGAUGCUCAGAUCACAGCCCCUCCUGAGCACCGGGCCACAGCCAUGUUUCCUGAGUCACUCACCUCAGCCUCCUGUUCAGGUGUUUGUACAGAGACCACUCCCCGCCCUCCGGCCAGGCCCUACAAGGAGAGUCAUGGCCCCCAAGGCUCUGAGUGGACAGGGCACCACGUUGGCCCCUUCCUCAGCCUCUGACCCACCAGCAAUAACAUCUGUUUCCACCAGUUCAGCAAAUUUAUUUAUUUCCAACUUUCAUACAAAACACACUGAGAAACUAAAAAAAUCUUUAAAAGUGAAAACACGUUCUGGACGGAUAUCUCGACCUCCCAAGUAUAAAGCUAAAGAUUAUAAAUUCAUAAAAACAGAGGAUUUGGCUGACGGUCACCCAUCAGAUUCUGAUGAUUAUUCAGAACUGAGUGUGGAAGAAGAUGAAGACCAGAGGGAAAAGCAGGCGCUCUUUGACUUGUCGAGCUGCUCUCUGAGGCCCAAAACUUUUAAGUGUCAGACAUGUGAAAAAUCAUACAUAGGAAAGGGAGGACUGGCCCGGCAUUUUAAACUCAAUCCUGGCCAUGGCCAGCUGGAACCUGAGAUGUUGCUGUCUGAGAAAGCCAAUGGGAACAUGAUCCAGGGCCGCGAGGAGAGCAGGACCACUAGCCUGGCGUCCCUGGAGCUGUCCACGUCAGCUCUUCUAAGUGAGGAAGGGGCCCGGUCAGCACGGGGUGGCCUGCAGAAUGGUCAGUCUGUAGAAGUUGAAGAGGCCUUGGUGUCUGAACCAGAAAAUGGAAAUUAUUCAGCCCUUGUGGGAUCAGAGAGACAUCCAGGACCUAGAAAAAGUGGCUACUCCAUCCCCCCUGCAGAGUCCAGCACUGCUGUCGCCGAGCAGAGCAGAGCGGCUCACCCACGCACGGGCACUGGUGCAGCAGGUGUGCAGAGCACGGCGAGGAGGAGAGCCAGGCUCAAGGAGUUUCUCCACCAGUGUGACCGGGACGAUCUAGUGGAGUUGGCUCUGCCUCACCUGGCUCAGGUUGUGACCGUGUACGAAUUUCUUCUGAUGAAGGUUGAAACAGGUCAUCUAGCAAAGCCUUUUUUCCCAGCCGUGUAUAAGGAAUUUGAAGAGUUACAUAGAAUGGUGAAGAAAAUGUGUCAAGAUUACCUCCGUAGUUCUAGUCCGUGUUCUCAGGAGUCCCUGGAAAUAAAAAACGAUAAGGUUGCUGAGUCAUUAGGAAUUACAGAUGAAUUCCUGAGGAAAAAGGAAAUACACACAGAUUGCAUUCCAGCCAUGUGCACCAGCCAAGAGACGGAUGGGGAGGAGCUAGAGGAAGCUAGCCGACAGAAGAGGGAAAGUGAGACUGCAGAAGAGGGGCCAGCCUCAGUGAAAAGGACCAGAAGAGAAACUCCGCCUCAGGACACCGUGGAGCCCUUUGCCGACAGUGGAGGCCAGCAGAACCUGGCCUUUUGUGCUCCAGCUGCCAGUGAGGGUCUUGCCUCUCAAGUAAAUGGGAAUGCCUCUCACCUUUCUGAAGACAACCAUGCGAUGCCAGUUUCUCCUAGCCAUGGAAGCAUAGCCCAUGCAGGGCAGCAGCUGAAAGCCCUAGAAGCUAGGAGUGGGCCUGCAGACCCUGCUCUCUUGUAUCAGGGUGUGAGUGGGCCGGGUCUUUGCACUCAGUUAGGAGAGCCUGGGAUACUGACCCAGGAACAGGUGGCAGCAUUCCCCGAAGAGAAUGCUCAGGAACACUCUUCAGACCAGAACGCUGGGGACAGCCUGAGGAACCAGGGUCACUGUAGUACCUUGAUAUCUGCUGGAGGAGGGGAAUCCGUGAUGCCUGGUGGGUCUGGAAGAGUUGAGGCAGGAAGCCUCUGUGAGAUGCCUGACUCCCACCUGAAUAGUCAACAGUCCAGUCCCGGCAAGGUCCUGCUUACGGAGGUUGCAGCCACUCCGCUGGAGAAAGUUUUGUCCAUGGACGUUGUUCCAAUAGACUGUGCCUACAGUACUGUAGUGUCCGAGCUGGGGCCUCAGGCUAGCCAGGAUGGAUCGCUGUCUACUGUAGGGGGUCUCAGAAGCCAUGCCGGGGACUUGGAUCAGUUCCCUUGCGGGACCGAGGUGCAUGCUGACCAGAGAGAACUGGAGAGCAUUGUUGCUGUCGGUGAAGCCAUGGCUUUUGAAAUUACCAGCGGGUGCCAUGAGUUGUUGCCUCAGGGACAGGAGCAGAUAUUUAUUCAGACUUCCGACGGGCUUAUCUUGUCCCAUCCAGGUUCCAUAGUGUCUGGGGUGGAGGACAUUGUCAUAGUGACUGAUGCAGAGGGGCCUGCCCUGCAGACGGGCCCACCAGAAGGGGUUCCUCUAGAAACCGUGGAGGAAGAGCCAUCACAGUGAAGUGGAGUCAGAACCGCAGUCCUAGAUUUGUAUGUAUUUUAUCCAAAGAAGGUCUAUUUCAAGUAAUAUAUUUUUCUAAUGUGAA